This is a messenger RNA of Arabidopsis arenosa, 1089 nucleotides long. NCBI's taxonomy places the organism in Eukaryota, Viridiplantae, Streptophyta, Magnoliopsida, Brassicales, Brassicaceae. The record is from the annotation of a GenBank genome assembly.
CACCGAAACACACAUUUGAGAGCUAUUAGCUCAGUUACCAGAUCCCUCAAGCCACUCUUUAAGAAAUGGGAGUCCAGACAUUGCUGCUCCUUCUGACUCUUGGUCGACUCCUCACUCCACUAGGAGGAGUCCCAGUGCCAAUCUUGUCCAUUCAGAGCCCGGACGGAGAUACGAUUGACUGCCUUAAGCGAGAAGAACAAGUUGCUUUUACUCAUCCCUUGCUCAAAGACCAUAUAAUUCAGAACGGCACAAAAUGUCCGGAGGGAUCAAUUCCAGUUCGAAGGCUGAUUCCUCAUGAGAACGAGACUGUCAUCAGUUCUAACGCCGGGGAUAGAGUUACCGGUGGACAUGAGGUACAUAUGAAGAUAGUAAUAUCAACAGCAUUGAGGCGGGCUGGCAGGAUCAAAGACUCGGAGUUGGUGGAUGGGUGUCGGGCUUGGACAUGGCGGAGUCCUCGAGCCGGUCGGAUAUUGGCCGGCCUUUCUUUUCACCUUCAAACUGAUUACGCAGCUAGAGUGGAGUGGGGUGGCGAGAUAACGAACAAACACACUUACGGCCACCACACUACAACGCAAAUGGGAUCCGGCUAUCUUCCGGACAGCGGUUUUGGAAAAGCCGCUUAUAUCUGCAACAUAGAAGUUGCACUAUCCGAAAAUGAUUUCCAGCCACUUCAAAAUCUCACAGUAGGAGGAAGUCACCCCGAUUACUACCGCGCCAAGAAGUCCAACAACCCUGAGCUUGGGACGCAUUUUUACUAUGGGGGACCGGAGCAGCUUUACCCGGGACAUGCGACUGCAAUUCAUCUUACUUGGGACUCGAGUCUUCUAUACCUAUGUUUCUGCUUGUUAUUGCUUGUUUAGUCUUUUAUCUUGUGACUUAAAAUGGUAUCUUGAAAAAACUCGGCAGUGUUUGGAUUUUGUACUUGCUAAUGCUUAAAUUUGAUUGGUGUUUCCAAAUUCCAACAAUGUGAAGUUACUCGAUCACUUAUCUUCUAAAUUGCAUGUAUUCUUCUCUAGUUCACUCUUCCUAAGACGGCAAGACAGAUUAUACGAGUCGUCGAAGCUUCUCCAUUAAAUGGAAUGGACACAC